GACUGUGUACAGACUGGUGCAGUUUAUUUUGGUUUAACUUCAGUUUUGAGUUACGUGUAUUUAAUUACGCGAAGUUUACUUCCCGAAAGUCCUGCUAAAUUAAUGUAAGUGCAGUGGAAUAAAAAGUGUAGAUUAGCAUGAAUUGUGUUAUUUAAUCUCGAUAAAGAAGACAGCAGGCCUACAGUGCAGCUGUUUGCAAAGACUAAGAAUUGCUACAAUGAUCUAUGUGUAGCUUGACUCUUUCAAGUGAAUGACUACAUAUGAUGAUACACCAUGACUUCCGUCAUAGCUCGCUCACAGGAGUACCUGAGUUUCAGAAGUACUGUAUCAUUAAAAAAAGUGGCGGUGGAUGAUGAUGACAGCAAGUACUGGACUGUCUACGAUGUUGGACCUCGCUCAGUCAAAUGCCCCAUCAUCUUCUUCCCUCCGGUCAGUGGUAAGGCUGAUGUCUUCUUCAGACAGAUGCUUGGUCUGUCAGCCAAGGGCUACCGAACUAUUUCUCUUGAAUACCCCAUACAUUGGACAAUGGAAGAUUUUUGCAUCAGCUUCAGGAAGCUGUUAGACCACAUGCAACUGGACAUGGUCCACAUAUUCGGCUCUUCAUUGGGUGGUUUCGUAGCCCAGAAGUUUGCUGAGUACACCUACCGGAGUCCCCGCAUCGUCUCCCUCAUCCUCUGCAACACGUUCAUCGACACAGAAGUCUUCCAGCAAACAGGCGCCGCUCAAACGUUUUGGAUGGUUCCGGGAUUCCUCCUGAAGAGGAUGGUAUUAAACAACUUCAGCCGAGAGCAACACGACGCCGACAUAACCAACUCAAUCGACUUCAUUGUAGAAAGGCUGGAGUCUUUGAGCCGGACCGAUCUUGCCAGUAGACUUACCCUGAACUGCACCAGUGCCUACGUUGAGCCUCAGAAGCUGCACGCUCUAGACAUCACCCUCAUUGACGUAUUUGAUGACUGUGCAAUCUCUCAGUCAGUCCGAGAGGAGGUCUAUAAGUGCUAUCCUGAUGCCAAGAGAGCCCAUCUCAAGAGUGGAGGCAACUUCCCCUACCUCAGCCGUACUGAUGAGGUCAAUCUUCACAUUCAGAUUCAUUUGAGAAAGUACGCACAGUCCCGUUACGACGCCCGGUCCCCGCAGGACGAGAUUACUGUCCCCAGCAUCACCAAGGCGAUGGGAAACCAUGGCGACAGUCGCCAGGAGACUGAGGACAAUGGAGACAGUGCAGGGGAGGUAGGAGACCAUGGAGAUAGUACCGGGGAAGCCACCGACCCGUUAGGCCUAGUGCGAGAAGACUCAUUCUCAGAAAAGCACUCGCAUGAUGACACGGAAGAUGAUCUCUAAACAGUACGUCUAGCCUUGUUCCCGCUGCAAUUUGAAAUAUGAAACCCUGACUAUUCCAGAUUCUGAAAAUCCAACGUUUUUUUUCUUCAGUUUCUUGCAUAACUUUGAAGGAUUCAGUUAAGUGGAACCAGACAACAGAGGUGCGUUCCAGUCACGGGAACGUGUUAGCGUUUAUUAGCUAGGCACUACAAACAUGCCAACCCCAAAUGGAAUGAUACAGUGCAACGCCGCUAUGAGGAACAUCGCGGGAUCCACAGAAAUUGUUCGUAAUAGCGAUCAUUCGGUGUGGCGCUUUUAAGGUGGCGAUGCGUCGGUACUCACU
Molecule: messenger RNA, 1663 nt
Organism: Patiria miniata (bat star)
Lineage: Eukaryota; Metazoa; Echinodermata; Asteroidea; Valvatida; Asterinidae
Gene: spg21
Product: maspardin-like
Exons: 9
Coding region: 274-1341 (355 amino acids)
Source: RefSeq, a predicted model, not a curated record